Molecule: messenger RNA, 2055 nt
Organism: Phycomyces blakesleeanus NRRL 1555(-)
Lineage: Eukaryota; Fungi; Mucoromycota; Mucoromycetes; Mucorales; Phycomycetaceae
Exons: 6
Coding region: 1-2055 (684 amino acids)
Source: RefSeq, a predicted model, not a curated record
AUGUUUCCCUCUACCCAAACCCACACCUUAGACUGCCACUGCAUUAAAUGUCACAACAGUCAUCAGAAAUCUUCUUAUGCUGCAAAGCGUACUGAGACUUGUCGUAAUAAGAGAGCUAGAGUUGAAGCCGCAAUGAGAAACAUGGAUGUAGAUACUGAGGUAAUCCCGACCUCUCGUUCCGAUUCUGUGGAAGCAAUGGAUGGUCAGGCCAACUCACCUUUUUUGGAUGCCGCCUCAAUGUUUGACAAUGACAGAGACGACAAUGAUUUCGAUGACAAUGUUGAAGAUGAAGUCAAUGAGAUCGAGAUCGAGGACUUCAACAGUGAAGACCCUUUUGCUGCUUCUGAUAUGCCCAAAAAUGAAGUCCAUCAAUUCAUAGCCAUCUUUAUUGUACUGUUUGCUUCACGUCAUGUUGUUGAUAAGGGUGCUGCUGUCUUGAUUGAGUUUAUCAACAACCUGCUAAGAAUCUACGACCAAGAUUUUCAAUUACCAACCAGUCUUGCCGGUUUACAAAAAAUGACAGGAUUUUCUGCUAUUACAAAAGGCAUCAAGAAAUUUGUGGUGUGCCAAGACUGUCAUACAGUAUAUCAGGAUAUCGUAUCUGCUCCUCCUCGAUGUGUUUCCUCAAAACUUGGUGCCAGGUCUGCAUGCAACUGUAAUUUGACGAAAUCCAUAUCUUCCGGUGCCUUGGUUGCAAAGCGUGAAUAUGUCUACCAAUCCAUUAAAAAUACAUUGAGCGUUUUCUUCCGUCACCCUAGUUUCGAAGCCAAGAUUCUACAUGGAACAAUCAUUGAUCCCAUGCAUAAUCUUUUCCUGGGGACGUCUAAGAGAUUAAUGGAUUGGUGGAUUGAUGAGAAGACAAUUGGACCUGAAGAGUUUGCUUCGAUGGAGAAAAUUGCAGAGACAAUGAUACUGCCCAGAGAUUACAUCACACUGACAACUAAAAUUGGAAAGGGCUUCAGCUACAUCAAAGCGGACGAGUGGAAAUCAUGGGUUCUGCUCAGCAUUACUUUUGAUGAGAUCACCACUACCCACAACCUGUUAGAAAAGUUUUGCAAUGCAUGCAACAUAGACUAUACCACCACUAUUCUCAUCUGCAAUAUGCAUCUACACCUCCAUCUUCACGAAUGCAUUUGUGAUUUUGGACUAGUGUAUGGUUAUUGGCUCUUUGGGUUUGAGCAAUACAAUGGUAUUUUAAAGAAUUUCAAGACAAAUGGCAAAGACGGUUUUGAGGUGACCUACAUGAAAAAUUUUGUUCAGAAUGCGUAUAAGGAUGAUUAUGUCAAUGCUGUUCUUAAAAGUUCUAGCCAGAUCCCCUUCAUUCACACUCUGUCUAAACUUGUUACAACCUCCAUACCAGCCGCCACAGUCACUACUCUCUCCAGUUGCCCAUUCAGAUUGCAAGAAUUCGUUCAAGGCUACACUGAUCCUUAUAAUCCACCCAAGGGUAAUGAGCCUCUUCCUCCUUUUACAUUUCCUCUAAAAUACAAAAAGCUAUCAGUAAUGGAUGAUUCCGACUAUCUCCAUUUACUUGAAUAUUACCAAGUCGCUUACAGCCUCCCAGACCUUGCCAGCUAUCAGGACACGUCCUAUAAUUGCUCAGCACUUGACAAUCAAAUCAUCAAAUUGAAGUCAAUUGACAUUCUUGGUCAACACUAUCGAGGAACAAACAACAGCACAAUCAGUUGCAGAUCACUUGUUCAGGCAAAGUUUGUUGGUAGUAAUGGAAACAUUAUACUUGGAUUUGCUGGACAAAUUCAGUAUCUUUUUACACACUCCUUCCAACUUCCACCCACGCACAAUCUCCAUCUGACUCGCAUGGUUCAUGAUCAUCAACAAGUAUUUGCAUUUAUCAAGUGGUUUCAUACUUCCUCUGAUAGGUCACGUGAGGAUGACAGUGUUGAAUUUUGUUUGCCCACGUUCUCUCCUGAUAGCUACCAUAGCAUUAUAUCUGUAUAUCACAUCUUAUUAGAGGUUGCUACAGCUACUAUUGCGACAAGUAGAAAUGUUAGCAAAAUGCUGAUAAUUCCAUUGCCAAAGAAGCUAUAUGCUUAA